AUGUGUUUCACAAUAGAUCAAUAUGAACAGGCGUGUGGAUUUUUGCUGCUAGAUGAGUUCAACACAUUUAUUUACUGCUGCAAAAGGUGUCACUGUGAAUUUGAUUCCGGUCCCAAUUUGGAGGUGCACAUUCUCUCGGAGCAUGGAAACGAUAAGGCACACAUUGGAAAUGGAUUUGUGGACGAUGGACGUUUUUCUAUGGAUGAUGUCAGCGAACAUGAAACGAAUAAACUUUUACCAACAGCGGAGGUUUUGAUUAAUGGUGAACCGGUCCAUAUUAAAACUGAAAAGGAAAUACCAGAAGAAACCUAUAGAAUAUCGGUUGCAGUUGAAAGUAAAGUAAAUGAUGAUGACUUUGGAAACGAUAGCAGCAGAAAUGAAUCUCUUGUUGCCAUUGACGUUCCAAUUGCUAAUCGGACCAAGAGAGCGAAAAAAGUGAAUGUUUUGGAUGAAAACGCGAAGAAACCAAACCCGAUGAAUUCAGGCCAAAAAUCGCAAAGUUCAACAUCGAAAAAAAAUUCCGAUCAAAUUUCGAACACUUCCAAAAAUAUUUCAACAACAAAAAUCCCAAUGAUAAGUCGAAUUGUAAAAGCGUUCCACGGUAGAGCAUCGACAAGAAAAAUGCCAUCACGUCGAAUCAAUGAAGCAAGCACUAGUAAAACACUAAUCAAAACACCAGAUUUCCCAUCACCGUUAGUCCAAAGUUCUGGCAUCGCAAAUAGAAAAGAAACCACUUCAGAAUCAGCACUCGACUUUCCGUUCGUAUUUGAGUGUGAACUGUGCCCAGAUCGGAUUUUUACUGUGAAAGCAAAAUUGAGACGGCACAUGGACAUUCACCUCACUGCAUUGCGGCGAAAAAAAUGUCCAAUAUGCAAGACUUAUCCCAAAAACUACGACAAACACAUGACAACAAACCACAUGGAGGUGGGCCCGCAUAAAUGCGAUUUUUGUCCAAAAUCAUUCAAAUACAAGUCUGGGCUAGAGAAUCAUACACCAACGCACACAAAAGAAAGGCAAUAUCUGUGCGGCACUUGUGGGAAAUCAUUUGGAACUAGUUCGCAAAUGCGAGCACACGAGUUGGUAGCACAUCUAAAGAAAAAGGAUCAUAAGUGUACCGAAUGUGGUGGAUUAUUCUAUGCUGCUUAUAGCCUCAGAGUACACUUCGAUGCAGUUCAUCGGAAUUUGCGACAGUUUAAGUGCGACAAAUGUGAUAAAAGUUUCAAGACCAUUAAGUAUUUAUGCACACACAAAAAGACACACGAAGAGAAGAAACUCCAAUGUAGAUAUUGCAUUAAAAUGUUUGCUCUGUGCGAAAAUCGGCUGAAACACGAAAGACGAGUUCAUGGUGCUCUGUGAACGGAUUUCAUUUGGGCGGAAUGAAAAGCAGCACACAGAAUCUCAACAGAAAAGAAAUUAAGAAAAUUUUCUACGUUUUUUUGUCAUUAUUAUUUUAUUAGAAAUGAAACGGAUUUUGC
Sitodiplosis mosellana (orange wheat blossom midge) is the source of this 1475-nucleotide messenger RNA. RefSeq names its product zinc finger protein 652-B-like. Gene Ontology annotation, cellular component: nucleus. The transcript has a single exon. The record is from RefSeq and is a predicted model, not a curated record. Lineage: Eukaryota; Metazoa; Arthropoda; Insecta; Diptera; Cecidomyiidae. Bases 1 to 1356 code for a protein of 451 amino acids.